Messenger RNA from Saccostrea cuccullata (small rock oyster), 1353 nucleotides. RefSeq names its product integrin beta-like protein A. The record is from RefSeq and is a predicted model, not a curated record. Bases 61 to 1353 code for a protein of 430 amino acids. The transcript is spliced from 9 exons. NCBI's taxonomy places the organism in Eukaryota, Metazoa, Mollusca, Bivalvia, Ostreida, Ostreidae.
CUACCUGGCUUCUAUAUAUAAAGGCAGAUAUUCUGCAUUAAGAAAUAAAAAAAAGUAAGAAUGAAUACCAUACUUCACAUUCUCUUGAACUUUGUUAUUGUUACAGUAUCUGAAGCUAGUCAUUUUAGAGGCGGCACAAUAAGUUGGCAACCUACUGGAAUCGGUUAUGGGGUCCAGUUUUCAUUUAAGCUGGGGUGGCGAUAUGGUACGGGACCUGGUUGCACCCCAGCGUUGAUAGGUUCCCUGGUUACCGGGAUGAACAGUACCUUCUGGAGAUGUACGUCUGGUUGUAAUUCGACCUCCCAGUCUUUGAGUACAGUAAACUACAUAUGCACAGGUGCAAGCGUAGAAGAGGAUUGGGAACAAGGGGAGAGAAAUUUUGACUAUACCUUUCCAGGAGAGGGUCCUUUCGUCGUUGAAUUUGCAAGUUGUUGCUGGAUAAGUUUAGACUAUGGGACUUCUGCUGGAUCCUGGUCAAUUCGAACAGUCGUCUAUUUGGCCAUCAGGAGUGAUAUCCAGCAACCUAACACCAGUCCUGUCACAACAGGGAAGCCAAUGUACACAUUUCAAUAUGGUUGUCGCCUUGCCUUACAAAUUCCAGUGGCAGAUGCCGAUGGUGAUAUUUUAAGAUGUCGUUGGUCCAUUGGGUCAGAAUGUGACUCUGUCUGUUCCGCUCUCCCUUACGCCAGCUUAGAUAGUGAAACAUGCACGAUAUCUUUUCCAUCAAAUCACACUGUAAAUGGCACGUAUGCUGUAGCCGUAACUGUGGAAGACUUUCCGCGCUCAAAUAUUACUAUUGGUGGGACGACGUACACUCCUUCUGACCCAAUGACGGCAAUUCAUCUCCAGUUUCUUGUCAGGACUGCUAGUUUGUCCGGUGGUUGUGAGGAGCGACCUGUUUUUGUCAAUAACACUCCUCCAGAGGGUACCAUUUAUAACGUUUUGACGGGACAAACAUUACACAUCUCAUUUUACAUCGCUAGCAAUCAAACAAUAACAAGAGUUGAUGUUACCUCACCAGCUGGGAUGACGUAUACUUCUCCCAUGCCAUACCCAGGACGACCAGGGGUUUUCUUUAUCAACACAACAUGGACACCAACAGCACUUCAGAUCGGUUCACAUAUUCUAUGCGCCUUGGCAGAAGAUAAUAAUGGAAAAGCAAGUGAUUCUCGUUGUGUUGAAAUAAGAGUUACAGAUAUAAGCCCUUGUUUAUAUGAACCUUGUCUGAAUAAUGGGACAUGCAUUCGCCUAGGAAUGACUCAAAACUUCACGUGUAGCUGUAUUUCUGGGUACACCGACAGAAUAUGUCAAACAGGUAUUUCAGACUGCCUCGUACAAAAUGAUUACAUUUGA